AUGCCUGCAUGCCACAGACAUAGCAAAAUCUUGUUGUCGCCACCACCACUAUAUAUAUGUGCAUGCCGGCCGGCGUUCAAGUUCGCCGGAGAGAGAAGCACCGGCGGUCAAUAAUUAAAAAAAAAGAAAAAAAUGGCUUUCAGAAACCAUGACGCUGCCAUGGUCCUCUUCUUCUUCCUCCUCAUGGUGACUACCUACGCCAACGCGCACGGACACAGCAAGAAGCCCGAGGAGAUCACUCAGGGCGUUUACGGGGCGGCGGCGGCGGUGGCGGCCGGCCCCGGCGGCACGUUCGACAUCACCAAGCUCGGCGCCGUCGGCAACGGCAGGGCGGACAGCACCGGCGCGGUGAUGGCGGCGUGGAGGUCGGCGUGCGCCGGCGCCGGGAAGCAGACGAUCCUGAUCCCCAAGGGGGAUUUCAUGACGGGGGCGAUGGAGCUCAGGGGCCCCUGCAAUGGCGCCGUGACCAUCCAGCUCGACGGCAACCUGCUGGGCUCCAACGACCUCAGCAAGUACCCGGGCAAGAAGAUGCCCAACUGGGUCGAGGUCCGCCAUGUCGACAACUUCGUCAUCUCCGGCAAGGGCAAGCUCGACGGCCAGGGCCCCGGCGUCUGGAGCAAGAACUCCUGCGCCAAGAACUACAACUGCAAGCUCCUCCCCAACACGCUGGUGCUGAACACGGUGAACGACGGGGUGGUGAGCGGGAUCACGCUGCUGAACGCCAAGUUCUUCCACAUGAACAUCUACCGGUGCAAGGACAUAAAGAUCAGCGGCGUGACCAUCAACGCCCCGGGGGACAGCCCCAACACCGACGGCAUCCACAUGGGCGACUCCUCCAAGAUCACCAUCGCCGCCACCACCAUCGGCACCGGCGACGACUGCAUCUCCAUCGGCCCCGGCACCGACGGCGUCAACAUCACCGGCGUCACCUGCGGCCCCGGCCACGGCAUCAGCAUCGGCAGCCUCGGCCGGUACAAGGACGAGCGGGACGUCCGGGACGUCUCCGUCACCCGCUGCGUCCUCCGCAAGACCACCAAUGGCCUCCGGAUCAAGUCGUACGAGGACUCCGUGUCGCCGGUGACCGUGUCCAAGGUGUCCUACGACGGCGUCGUCAUGGACCACGUCGACAACCCCAUCAUCAUCGACCAGAAGUACUGCCCCAACAGCAUCUGCACCAGCAAGGGCGACUCCAAGGUGUCCGUCAGGGACGUCACCUUCAGGAACAUCACCGGGUCGUCCAACACGCCGGCGGUCGUCCAGCUGCUCUGCUCCGGCAAGCUGCCGUGCAGCGGCGUCGCGAUGCAGGACGUCAGGGUGCUGUACGGCGGCAGCGACAAGAAGACCACGGCCGUCUGCGACCACGCGCUGGGGAAGUCCACCGGGUGCCUCAAGGAGCUCGCUUGCCUCUAAUGGAUUAUUAAUUCGAUCAUCAUCGAUCUCUUUGUGUGUGUUCAUCGUGUUUAAGAGACAGAUCGAGGUUUGGAGAGCAUAUGGAUGUAUCCGCGUGUGUUCCUUGAUUUUGAUCUUCCAAGUUAAUGUCCAUAUCCUUUCUUUCUGUAAAAUUAAGACCCAAAGCUGCCUCCUCGA
Oryza sativa Japonica Group (Japanese rice) is the source of this 1587-nucleotide messenger RNA. Its product is annotated as exopolygalacturonase. The record is from RefSeq and is a predicted model, not a curated record. Gene Ontology annotation, biological process: carbohydrate metabolic process. Lineage: Eukaryota; Viridiplantae; Streptophyta; Magnoliopsida; Poales; Poaceae. Gene Ontology annotation, molecular function: polygalacturonase activity.